Molecule: messenger RNA, 6215 nt
Organism: Nylanderia fulva
Lineage: Eukaryota; Metazoa; Arthropoda; Insecta; Hymenoptera; Formicidae
Source: RefSeq, a predicted model, not a curated record
GGUUGAGCAAGCGACGCGUAGUCGAACAACGCGGUCCCCUCUUCGGAUUCGUUGCAAACGGCGUUCGCGUGGACGGGCGCGGCUUUGCGUCUCGAGCUGGCGUUUUACGCGGUAAAAUGUCCUCCCUCGACUAUCUGGACCUGUGUCGGCUGUGUCUCGUGAAGGAUCGCGUCUCUAUGCCGAUCUUCGAAGGCGAGGGCGACAUACGGCAGAUCUUUCUCAAGAUCACCGCUUGUUUGCCGGUCAAGGUUGCCAGAGAAGACAAAUUACCUAAAAAGAUAUGUGACGAGUGUGUAUAUAAACUAGAAUUAACUUAUCAAUUUUGGCAUACGACAGCAAACGCAGAGAAACAGUUACUACAAUGGCUAGGCGAGGUAAACAUGGAAGACAAACAGGGUUACGUUGGCAACGUUCUCAAUCCAAACGGAAUGAAGCCAGAUCAAAACAACGAGAACAGGUUAGAUGGUACUGUGAUGCAACAAGUAAGCGAACAUCAGAACAAUAUGACUAUGGGUAUGAUGGACAAUAUGGGUUUGACUAUGCCUAUGAUGAUGUCAAGCAGUACCCAACAACAAAUAACCUCAGUUCCUAUAGACAACAGUGGUAGCUCUGUACAAAAUGUCCAACCAGUAGCUGGACCAAGUACACAAGCGACACAUGACCAAAUUACACAGAAUCAAACAAAUACAUCCACGCAGCAAGAAGAAGAAGAGGAAAGUAGUGAAGAAGAUGAAAACUCGGAUGAUGAAUGCGAUGGAGAUGAAGGCCUACCUAUAAAAGAAGAAAGUGAAGAAGACCCUAAUAAUAGUAGAACUAUCGAGCCUACAACAUUUGUUAACGUCUCUCUGGCAUGCGACGAGGCGGGUCCAUCUGGACUUCAACAACAAAAAAUUGCUGAUAUGCCCGAGAUGGUAAUGUCACAGACAACAGACGUGGAUCCAAAAACUGGGUACGAAGCAGGCGCUUGCGAUUCUCGCGGUAUUUUUGUAUUUGACAAUGAAUCGUUGGUGAUGAAGAAAUGGCAAAUUUUGGAGUUCGAUGGCAAGCCAUAUUACGCGUUUAUACCUGAAGACGAUGCGCCUCUGCCGGAUGAAGAUAUACCGGAAUACGAAGAUGUAGAAACCGAAGAAAUAGAAGAAGAAGAAGAAGUCGAGCAAAUAGAGGAAGAAGACGAGCAAAUAGAGGAAGAAGACGAGCAAAUGGAGGAUGAAGAACAAAACAGUGCGGAUGAUAUGAAACAGGAGUUUUAUUUCGAGGAAAAGGGCUUUGAUUCUAUGGAUGAAAAAUUAUAUAACGACGACAGCAUUCUUAACGGGGACGUCGAGGAAACGGCAGAAGCAGAUGCAAAACCGAUCACGUUGAACGGCGACGCUGUGGACGACAAAUCUGGUGGAGAUUUAUACCAAGUCAAAGUACAGGGAAGUACAGUCAUCAUCGAGAAACUGACAUCAGCAGAGAUGGAGGCAAAAGCAGAGUAUCAGGAAGCGGAGGAAGCAUAUAAUAACGAUGAGGGAGAGAUAGAAUAUCUGGAGGAAGAAAUUCUUGAUUCUCCUUUAAGCGCUAAUAAUCCAUCCUUGCCUACGAAAACAUCUUUGAAGAGUCCUGGCGGGGCUCUCAAGUGCAAAGUAUGUUCGGAAAUGUUUGACUCGGCGAUAUCCUUCCGGAAACACGUGGCGUGGACUCAUAAAAAGAAGGUGUGUAUAAAAGAGGACGGUGCGUAUAUAUGCGCCGUGUGCGACUACAGGACCUUGAAGAAAAGCUUGUUUGCCGCGCAUCUGGAGAGGAAGCAUGAGACCUGGUCCAGGAAGCGAUCCAGUAACACGGUAUUCCCUUGCCACGCCUGCGGAUUCGUUUGUAGAUCGAAGCAUUCCCUGCAAUCCCACUUCAUAAGGAAGCAUACGGACAAGUUCGAGCACCAGUGCAAUUCUUGUCCCAAGAAAUUCAAGGUCAAGGGAGACCUAACGAAUCACAUACGGUUCCAUCACAAGGAGAAGCCGAUCAAGUGCGAUAUAUGUGACAAGCUGUGCUUGAACACCGGCUCGUUGUACGUGCAUCAAAAAUGGGCGCAUUUCAAACCGAAAUACGAAUGUCACAUCUGCAAAAGACGCAUGGUUACGCAGGAAAAUCUGGAUCAACACUUACUGACGCAGCACGAAAAACGUGAUAAGAUAGUCUGCGCCGAGUGUGGCAAGACGUUCACGAAGAAGGACUCUUUCAAGAGGCAUAUGGUAGUUCAUACGGGAUGUAAACCGCAUUCCUGUAUGAUCUGUAAGAAACCCUUCGCCAGAAGAUCGCAGCUGCGCCAGCAUUUGCUAAUUCACACUGGCAAGCGACCAUUUGUGUGCGACAUUUGUGGAAAAGCGUUCACGCAAAAGCCAGGCUUGAUCUGUCAUAGAAAGACUCAUCCUGGUCCUCAUCCACCAUUGCCGGUUAUGCCGAUCGCGGACCUCGUUAAUGAAUUUACAAAAGAAUACGUGCAGGAAAACGAAUUCACAAAAGAAUUCGUGCAAGAAAUUGAGGAGAGAAUUGACGAAGAAGUAAUGGCUGAUCCAUUAAACAUUGAAUCCAUUAUCACCCAAAAACUAUUGGAAUGCGAACAAACGAAAAGAGAAGAGUCUUCAAUAAUAGACGAAGAACGAACGCUAGAAGGGAUGAACGUAGACUUGGAGACGAGAAAACCUAGUCCGCGAAUUGUAACCGAAGGGAAUCGAUCGGUCAGAAGGAAGCCGACGUACCAUCUAGAAUGCGAUCACUGCUGCCGCAAAUUCCUGAAGAAAAGCAAUCUCGCCGAGCACUUGAAGCAGCACAGACACCAGUGCGCCGAUUGUCCGAAGAGCUUCAGCCUUCGGCGUUACUUGGUCUCUCACAUAGCGAGGCAUCAUCAUCAGGAGAUGUACGAGUGCAGCGUGUGCAAAUUCAAGAGCAAUAACAAGGGCACUCUGAAGAACCACUACAUCCGAUUGCACACGAGCGACUACGAUUACGCGUGCGACAUUUGCGGCAAGCAAUUCAAGAUCAAGAAAGCCCUGAAUCACCACGUGAAGCAGAAUCACAGCGAAGCACCGCCGAUCGUGUGCGACGUCUGCGGUCACUUCAGCAAGAACCUCCACGCCCUUAGAGCCCAUAUGAAGUACAGACACUACAAGCCGGAAUUUGUCUGCCGGAUAUGUCGACGAGGUAUGACCACGCAAGAGAACCUGGAGCAGCAUCUCAUGUGGCACGAAACCAGGGAGAAGGUGCUCUGUCCGACCUGCGGCAAGAGAUUCCGAAGACGCGAUCUUAACUCGCACAUGAGGGUGCACACCGGAGUAAAGCCGUUUCCUUGUCCUGUCUGUGGGAAGACGUUUCGACGACAAACAGCGCAGGAGCAACAUGUGUUGAUCCACACCGGGAAGAGACCCUAUAUUUGCGAUAUUUGUGGCCAAGCGUUUGCCCAAAAACCUGGUCUCAUCUGCCACAGGAAGAGACAUCCUGGUCCCCUGCCUCCGCUACCUGUAGUCUCCGUUAAAAAAAUUGUCACGGAAUUUACGAAAGACGAUUCACGCAUGGACCCCCUGAACGUCGUGGACGUCAAUAAUUCGGAAUACUCUCCCGUGGAAAGCAUAGAGUGCACACCCGAGUAUGAUUCGCUUCCAAAUAGGCUUCAACGACACAUUACCAGAAAGAGAAAAGUGUCAAAACAAGAAAAUUAUUGUACGAAGAAAGAUACGAAAAAGCAAAAUACAAAUCAGAUCAAAGUCGAGAAGAGGAAACCCGAACUCUUCCUGGAAUGCGCCACAUGCGGCAAACGUUUCAGCGACAAACCCACCAUGAUAAAACACAUGAGCCACCACAAGUACCAGUGCCAAACCUGUUGCCAGAGUUUUAGCCUGAAGCGAGAUCUGAAGCGCCACAUCGAGAAGGUCCACGGACCUCUGCUCUAUCCCUGCAGCAUUUGCGAGUACAAGAGCAGCAACAAAUGCACCCUAAAGGAUCACUUCAUACGAAAGCACACCAGCCUCUUCCAGUAUUCCUGCACGGUUUGUAAGAAGCAGUUCAAGAUCAAGAACGAUCUGAAGCAACAUAUGAAUCAAGUACACAGUGGCGAACCACCCGUCAUUUGUAACAUCUGCGGACACGCGUGUAAGAACCUGCCUGCUAUCAAGGCGCAUAUGAAGUAUCGGCACUACAAGCCGGCUUACGAGUGCAAGAUAUGCAAACGCGGUCUGACCACGCAAGAGAAUCUGGACCAGCAUCUAAUCUGGCACGAACGGAAGGAGAAGGUCAUCUGUCCUACUUGUGGCAAGACUUUUGGCCAGAAGAGGGACUUGGAUCUUCACUUGAGGAUCCAUCAGGGUAUCCGGCCGUUCUCCUGUCCAGUCUGCGGCAAGACUUUUCCCAGAAAGACCGCGCAAGAGCAGCACAUAUUGAUUCAUACCGGCAAGAGGCCGUAUAUCUGCGACAUUUGCGGGCAAACUUUCGCGCAAAAACCGGGACUCAUUUGCCACAGAAAGCGUCAUCCUGGACCACUGCCGCCGUUGCCUGUAGUGCCGAUUAAAAAAGCAUAUCUCUCAUUAUCUCCUCAUUAUUUCAGGCAACGAAGGGGUAAAUCGCGCGGCGUGCACCAAUGCGUGAAAUGCGGAGCUUGCUUUCGACACACACGAAAACUCGUGGAGCACUUGAAGAAUCUGCACAAUAUCGAUCGGGCCUUCAGCUGCGACGAGUGCAACAAGACGUUUCGCAGCCCGAUGAACAUAGCUCGUCAUAAACUGAUCCACACCGGGCUGAAGAUGUUCGUCUGCGACCUCUGCGAGUAUAGCACCAAUCAGAAGUCCAAUCUGGACCACCAUCGUCGCCGACACGCCAAGGAUUAUAGUUUCAAGUGCGAGAUGUGCGACAAAGGUUUCUUCCACAAGACCGAGUACCUGGAUCACCAGAACUCGCAUACGAAUAAGAAUCUGUAUCGCUGCGAGCACUGCUGCAAGCGUUACUUGUAUAAGAAGAAUCUGUCGGUGCACCUGGUGACGCAUCACACGAGCAAACAGACCGGGAAGAGCCCGAAGACGAGGCACGCGUGCAAAUUCUGCCCGGAGAGAUUCGUUUACAAGAGACUGCUGAAGAGACACCUAAAGAAUCAGCACGGAUUCCAGGAACAGGCGCCGACGAAACACUUGUGCGACCUGUGCGGCGCGGAAUUGUCCUCGAUGAGACGAUUAACGGUGCACAAACGCAAUCACGUGGGCGAGAAGGUCUUUGAGUGCGACACAUGCGACAAGAAAUUCGCUAGCAAGGAGAACCUGAGCAUUCAUAAACGGACCCACACGGGCGACAAACCGCACGUGUGUCCGCAGUGCGGUCGAAGUUUCACCCAGAGGACUUUGUUGGUCAUACAUUUACGGUACCACUCGGGUGAGAGGCCUUAUCAAUGUCCAGAUUGCGGCAAGAGUUUCGUAUCCAACGCUUUGCUCAAGAGGCAUCGCAAGGUGCACGAGAAGACCUUGCACGCAUGGACGAAUAAUCACGAUUUGAAAAUGAAGAACGGGGACCUACCUGAUCUUGGACAGAAAUUCGAAGGUAGCGAAAAAGUUUGCGAAUUGUGUCGAGAAAAAUUCCACUUCGUCACGAGAUUAGUCGCUCACCUAAGGAUAGCCCACGGCAUACAUCGACCUUUCAAGUGCGUCACUUGUGGCAAGAAUUAUCCCCAACAAUUCAUGCUUAACGCCCACGUGAAGAAAUCGCACACGCUGAAGACGGUGCCGUGCAACGAGUGCAAUUUCAUGGGUGUCAACGCGACCGACGUGGAGCGACACAGGAAGCGGCAUCAUCGAGCUUCGAAAUUCACGUGCGAAAUUUGCAGCGAGCAUUUCGUCGACAAGGAUGCUCUGAUCACUCACACGACUAUGCACAACUUUAUGCAGUAUCAGCAAUGCAGCGCGUGCAGUAGCAUCUUCAAUGACGUGUACAGCUUGAAGGAGCACAAUCGUCUGUAUCACUACGAUCCCUCGGUGAUGUCGGACGAGAAACUCGAGGAAUCCAAUGAAAACGAAGCCGAGCACAAAUGUGACGUCUGUGACAAGGUCUACAAGUAUAAGUCGAUGCUGAAGCAGCAUAAGAUCAAGGCUCACGGGGAUCCGUCUCUCUACGAGAGACUGACUCCUUAUUUAGUUGAGACCCUCAGCCGUUCCUCGUUCUCCUGUUGUUGUCCCAAACAGGGCAUUUCAAGCUCAGCUUCUUAA